UUGAAUUGACCUGUCCCGCAUACAGGGACAAUCUGCGUGACUGUAUACUUGAUGACGAAGAGCACUGGCACACUUGCAGGACAGUGAGCGAUGGAUUUGAUUUUAAGGCGUUUACGCAAGCUCUGGUACAUUCCCCUUGUUAUGGGAUCAGUGGUGUUCCUAAUACUCUUCAUUGGAACUCAGACCAAGGGUUGGUCCCCUCGCUACCCAAUCCAUACAAACAGUAUUCCAGCUUCUGAGGAGAAACCGUUGAAUAUCCAUCCCAUGCAGAAUUCAUCAAGGAAGCAGCCAAAGAUUCCAGCUUUUGUGGCAGUAUCAACUGCAGCAGCAGCAGAAUAUCGGAGGACAACAUCGGUGACGUCACCAAAGCAUGCGCAGGGUGAUCCCAUAUCUAAAGAGAUGGCGCCAAUGGUCCCAAAAAAGGUUGUUGUUGUACAAAAGCUUUGGACACCACCAGAAAACUUCGAUACCAAAGUUAAUACUGCAAAUGAUUCAUCCAUAGCGUUUGUUUUGAACAACGAAAUGCGUUGUCAGGGUGAACUGUCAAAAUAUCUAAGCCUGUUCAUAUACGUUGAGAGUGCUGUUGACGACUUUGAUCGGCGCCGUACGUGGCGCUCAAAGUUGUCCUUCUUUCAAACGGCCGGAGACAACAAAGUGACCUUUAUGUUUAUAGUUGCACUGCCAAAGGAUAACCUCACUCAAGCAAAAGUAGUGAUCGAGAGCAAGUUACACGGAGACAUUUUACAGCUGAAUUAUACAGACGUUUACACCGCUCUUGUGUUAAAAACUGUUGGCGGGAUGAAGUGGGCGAUAAAAUACUGCGCGAAUGCGCAGUUUAUACUUAAAACCGACGUAGACGUUUUCGUAAAUGUUCAUUCUAUAUUUGACUAUUUGAAUGACUUGAAGCACGUCGAAAAGGAGUUCUUGUACGGGGGUUAUGUCCAAUGGUUGGUUGCACCUGUGCGAAAGGGGAAAGGAGGACCCCAGAAAUGGGCCGUCUCAGAGGCAGAGUACCCAUACGCAAACUAUCCUUCUUACGCACUAGGGUUUGGAAUACUUAUGUCAAAGAAAAGCGUAGUACGUUUCUUAGCUGGUGCACCUUAUGUGAAGUAUUUCGUAUUCGAAGAUGUGUACAUUGGCAUGUUAGCCAAUGCUACAAAUGUGACUGCCACUGCGAUACCAGGGUUCGUUCCACACGACGGAAGUAAGAUUGCUAAGAAGUUCGACUUCUGCAGCUCGAAAGCCCAUAACGUUGUACAUAACUUCCAGACGCCGAAACAGUUUGCAUUUUUUUGGGAUAACUUUGAGAGGUUCAUGAGAUAUGGUUAUAAGUGCUAGAUCUUGGUGAACUGAACACAUCAUUCUGUUUGUGCUCAUGAAAGUUGUUGGUACAUCCAAGAAGAUGGACAUAUUACGAGGCAGAGUGGGUGAUUUCAAAGUUGGUUUUGAUGGUUUUAGUGUUGGGUGUAAGUGUCAGUUUUAUUCUUAAUUCCUACCCCUAAAAACCUAUGUCUGGAUAAGACCAAUUCGAGGUUUUAGUUUAACACCAACACCUGGUUUUAUCUAAACACCUAAAACCUGGGCUGAAACUAAGAAGAGGUUUUAUUCUGCAGGUGAAACUAACACCAAGAUGGACAGAGAUAAAACCUUGGAAAAACCAACAUGCAUGUUGUUGUCGUUGUUACUGUUGUUUCCCUAUUGUAACCGCUUCCGAUCUAUAUAAAUUUGUUCGUCUUCACGUCCAUCAUCAUUCCCAUCAGCGUUCAAAAUACCAGCAACUACUUCUUGAAAUGGUAUGAACAACAUGAUUUAUUUUUUUUAACACCAACACCAACUUUGAAAUCCACUCGGUGUUAAUGCCUAAGGUGUUAGUUUUAUUGGUAAUACAAAAUGCACUACAAAUCUUCCAAAUAUAACACCGAGCUGGGAUUAAGAUCAGACCUUGGUGUUCCAAUUGGUUUCAGUGUGAAACUAAAACCUAAUUUGAAAUAGGAUAAUGCUAAAACUGAGUGUCAAAACUAACACCAGAACUGAUUUCAUUUCUGGUGUUGUGGAGAGUUUUAGUUUUAGCCCCGGUGUUAGUUUUUGACACUAAAACCAUCCCUUAGUUUUAAGCUCAAACCGGACAUAAUGCUAAAACCAACAAACACCGACUUUGAAAUAGGAUGAAACUAAAACCCAAUUCAUUUCAAUGCUGGUUUAAUCAAGGGUUUUAGUGUUCCAUUUAGUUUUAAAACUAAAUCUAAAAACUGACUUUGAAAUCACCCAUUAUAUAAGAUGGGCCUACCAAUGCCAAUAUGUGCAAAUGCUCACUGCGACUUUUCCCGAGACAUCUCAUUCUCGUUCUCCUAUAAAAAUGAUUUUGUUACAACGGUUACUAAAAUGAAACGAUCCUGUUUGGUUUUGAGGUGUAGACUAAUAAAACCCAAACUUCAAAGAAAUCCGACCAGCAGUUCGCCCUCCAGAGCCCCAAACGUACGGGCAUAACAUUUACGAAUGGACUAUAGUCGGGAUGAACACAUGAACAUGAGUCAAAAAUAUGUGAUUCUAUUUAUUGCAU
This is a messenger RNA of Lineus longissimus, 2560 nucleotides long. Its product is annotated as beta-1,3-galactosyltransferase 5-like. Lineage: Eukaryota; Metazoa; Nemertea; Pilidiophora; Heteronemertea; Lineidae. The coding region runs from base 91 to 1338 and encodes 415 amino acids. Gene Ontology annotation, molecular function: hexosyltransferase activity. The record is from RefSeq and is a predicted model, not a curated record. Gene Ontology annotation, cellular component: Golgi membrane. The transcript has 2 exons.